AUGGCCUCUGCAACUGGCAUUCCCCAAGAGCAUCCGGUGACGAUUGAGUCGCGAGACGAUGAACCUCUAUUGGGUCGGGAAGAACACUCACAGCCACAUGGAAGUAUUGCUCGGAACUUGUUCACAGGCACGGCAAGUGUUGCGCAAGCCGGCAUCUGGAUUCUCGCAGCGUUGGUCUGGCAAGGAGUUCUCUCCCAGCCGGUUUCUUUCUUCACUCCACAUCCACUCCUCGGCAGUUCUGCGCUUCUCUUACAAGUUCAGGCAGCGCUUAUCUUACAACCAACUGCCACUCCGCAACAGAAGCUCACAGGCACCCGAAUUCACUACCUAAUCCAACUACUCAGUGUGGUGCUUUUUAUCUCAGCUUUCGUCAUUAUCGAGGUGAACAAGGGGUCUCACCCUCACUUUGUUUCCCCGCACGGCAUCCUAGGUCUUGUCACAUACAUUUCGAUAGUGCUCCAAGCGCUUGGAGGACUGGCUCAGUACUUAUUCCCGACAGUCAUUUUUGGCAGUGUCGAGGCGGGAAAGCGCGUCUACAAAUAUCAUCGCUGGGCCGGCUAUGUUUUGCUACUGCUGGAGAUGGCGACUGUCGUGGCGGCGACGCAGACCACCUACAACAUAGCGGCGCUGCAUGUCCCGCUAUAUGGGGUCCUUGUGUCGGCUGCCUUGAUUCUGCUUGGGGUGGGCGCAAGAAUCAAGAAGCGCAAGCUGGGGCUGAGAAAUUGA
Messenger RNA from Penicillium nucicola, 726 nucleotides. RefSeq names its product cytochrome b561 domain-containing protein. The record is from RefSeq and is a predicted model, not a curated record. NCBI's taxonomy places the organism in Eukaryota, Fungi, Ascomycota, Eurotiomycetes, Eurotiales, Aspergillaceae. The coding region runs from base 1 to 726 and encodes 241 amino acids. The transcript is spliced from 4 exons. Gene Ontology annotation, molecular function: transmembrane monodehydroascorbate reductase activity.